This is a messenger RNA of Aplosporella prunicola CBS 121167, 890 nucleotides long. RefSeq lists its product as uncharacterized. Gene Ontology annotation, molecular function: oxidoreductase activity, acting on paired donors, with incorporation or reduction of molecular oxygen; monooxygenase activity; heme binding. The transcript has a single exon. Bases 113 to 637 code for a protein of 174 amino acids. The record is from RefSeq and is a predicted model, not a curated record. Lineage: Eukaryota; Fungi; Ascomycota; Dothideomycetes; Botryosphaeriales; Aplosporellaceae.
ACUGGACUCACGCCGUGCAUAGGUACAUACACACACGGGACCUGGAUUCGUCUAUCACAUCAUUUCAAACCACCAACAUCCACCGUCUAUCGCACACGCAGACGCACAAACAAUGGCGCUCCUCAGCCUGCUCCCCUCCGACGCCACCAGCACGGCACAAGCGCUCCUCUACGCCCUGACAACGCUCCUCAGCCUCACGCUCCUGCACGCGCUCCUACGCGCCCUCACAUCCCCGCACGUCCGCAUCCCCGGCCCGCCCCUCGCGCGCCUCACCAAGCUCUGGUACCUUUGCCAAAUCCAGCGCGCGGAUUUCCACGGCACGAACAUCGCGCUGCACGCGCGGCACGGGCCGGUCGUGCGCGUCGCGCCGCGCUGGUUCAGCCUCGACGACCCGGGCGCUGUGCGUGCCGUGUAUGGGCAUGGCACGAGGUUUGUUAAGGGCAGCUGGUAUGUCGCUAGUGGUGACCCGGAUGCGUGCGUGGAGGAUAUCUUCUCCGGUAGGGAUGUUGGUGUGCAUGCGGCGAAUAGGAGGAAGGUUGCUGGGCUGUAUGCUAUGAGUAUGCUGGUGCGGAUGGAGGGGGCGGUGGAUGCGACGGUCGCGGUGAUGGAGGCGCGGUUGGGGGAGAUGGCGGGGUGAGUUUUUCUGGCAUUGUGUUUGUUUUGGGUGGGAGCGAGACGGGCUUCGGAGGGCGUUGGCUGAUGUGUCGUGUGCGUUGGUGGUGGUGUAGCAGCCAGGAGCCGGUUGAUCUGCAGCACUGGAUGCAGUGCUAUGCCUUUGACACGAUCGGGCUGAUCACGGUAUGUACGCUGCACCCAGCACCCAGCACCACACAUGGCCCGCAUAAUCCCCCCCCCCAACUAAUAUCCCUACAGCUAAAUAAGCGCUUCGG